Oncorhynchus tshawytscha (Chinook salmon) is the source of this 8105-nucleotide messenger RNA. RefSeq names its product ATR serine/threonine kinase (gene atr). Gene Ontology annotation, biological process: protein phosphorylation; telomere maintenance; DNA damage checkpoint signaling. Gene Ontology annotation, molecular function: protein serine/threonine kinase activity; protein binding. The transcript is spliced from 46 exons. Bases 178 to 7956 code for a protein of 2592 amino acids. The record is from RefSeq and is a predicted model, not a curated record. NCBI's taxonomy places the organism in Eukaryota, Metazoa, Chordata, Actinopteri, Salmoniformes, Salmonidae. Gene Ontology annotation, cellular component: nucleus.
CUGGACCUCUACGGUUGCCAUAGCCAAACGUCACUUUGGAGCGAAAGAUUUCAAACGGCUCCUUUGAGGAAGACAUGAGGGCCGAAAUGUUGUCGUUUCUCUCAUAACAGGGUACAAUUUAGCCAGCUGUUUUUAAAUAGAGCGGUUUGUGGACUGUUCACAGUCCCUGGUCUAAAGAUGGAAGGCUUGGAGAUGUCCGCUAUGAUACCUGCACUGCAGGAGCUAGCGAGUGCCACAGCAGAGGAAUACAACAAGGUGGUUCAGAAGCCUCGUCAGAUUCUCUGUCAGUUCAUUGACCGAAUACUGACAGACGUAGAUGUCGUUGCGUUGGAGCUGUCUAAGAGGUCCAGUUCAGAGCCAGCGUGUGUGAUGCUGUUGGACUUUGUUCAGCAUAUUAUAAAGUCUUCCUCUCUGAUGUUUGUCAACCCUGCCUGUCAGCUGGCCCACUUCACAGACACACAGCAGAGCAGCACCGAGUUCAGUAGGUGGGUUGUCGGCAGGUUGCUGCGGGUCGCCGCAUCUCCAAGCUGUGACGUCAUCCAUGGACGUGUCUCGGCCGUGCUCUGCUCCCUACUGCACGCACUCAGACCGCGAGCACCAAUCACCUUCAACGUCAUCGCCAAAGAGAUGCUUGGAUUGGCCCAGGACCUCAGCAAUCUGCUCUACACACACACACACUCACACACCCCAGGAACACAUACACACUCUACAAACACACACACCUUGUGGCCGGUAACCCUGCAGUCUUUCUCUGUCUCUCUCACCCCUUAUCUCACCCCCUCACCACUCCUCCUCCCCUCGCCUGCCGCCUUGGAAACCUUGGUUGCAGUGACAGUGAACGUUCUGACCGAUGCCCUCAGGGGAUUGGCCAACCGCAGGGAGAUGGGGGUGGCUUGGGAGGCGGGAUGUUUGGUCUUGGCCUAUGGGAGUGCUCGGUUAAGGAAGGUUGCUAUGGUGAUGCUGAGGCGGUUGGCAGAGAUUGGUGGGUUCCCGGAGAGGCGGAGUCAGGAGUUUUUUACAGCGUACCUGAUGCUGCUGGACACACACACACCUGAGCCAGAGACAUAUGGGGGAGAGCUGCUGAAGCUGACCCAGUGUGUGUUUGGAUCUGCUCACACACACACACGUUUUGAGCGUACCCACCUGGCCCAGCUGUUGGAACGUGUGUGUGUUCUGGCAGGGGCGGGCUUAGUUCUGGAAUUAGAGAUCAGCCAAUCUCUGAGCUUUGUCUUUAACUUCCUGUUGUCCGUUCCAUCGGGAUACGAGAGCGCCUCGUCGCUACGGAGACAGAGAGUCACUGAUGUCUGCAGAAACCUCACACACUCCAUCGGGAUGGAGAAACAGUCUGAGUGUGUGCAUGGGUUUCUUUACACUGCCCUGAAGGCUGAGGUUGCCGUGGUGAUGCAAGAGAGGGAGGAUGGAGAAACAGCUGCUAAGCGACCCUGUCUACCUAUCACCCCCCUGGCCAGCAAGACCCCCGAAACCCCCCCGAUGGAGGUGGACAUGCGUGUGCGUAGUGAGGUGUGGGCGGCAGUGAGCAGCAGGCUGGAUGACCUUCUGGCUUCUCUGGUGAACUGUGACCUUGACCCGACGACCCCUGAGCCUGAUGCGGACACUCAGAUGACCCUGAGAGCUCUGGAGGGACUCGCUCUCAUCCUGCACCUGGCUGGCCUCUGUUACACACACACCAGUUCCUCCUCUCUGCUGUGGCUGUCUGCCUCCACUCUGGGCAGGGCUUUGGAAACCUGUCAAUCACUACUGGGUGGGGCUAAGUCUACCGCUGACCACGCCCAUAUACAGUCUGCCAUCCAGGUGGCUGUCAGAAUACUGGACUCCAUCAUCUACCUGACAAUGAGUAGCCCGGCUGAGGACAGUGGUCUCCAGAAUAGUGUGUGCGCGUUGCUGUCCGUGCCAUGGGUGUGUGAGCUAUCCCCCCAGGUCCAGGCGGAGUGUGUGUUGCUGCUGUCUCUGCUGCGUGAGGAUGUGUGUGUGUCGUGGCGUGUGUCUGUGUGUUCCCAGGCACUGGAGAGUCCACAUGAGGUGGUCAGGGCCAGCGCUGUCAGGAGCUUUCCUCUACUACUGCACCAUGUGGGACACACACACCACAACUUGACACACACCACCUUAAUGAGUGUCCUGGAGGACAGCUCAGAGCAGGUGAGGGCGGAGCUAGCUGGUAUUUCUGGUCAGCUGACCUGCGUCCUAUCGGGGAGCUCCAAAUUAAAUGUCAAUCACAAGGAGCCCCUCCCACUACCCAUGAUCCUUUGCUCCCGCCUCGGCCUUGCAGCUGAGCAUGCUGGGAAGGGCACUCCCAUUGGAGCAUCCGUCAUCAAGCCCGUCCUACCUCUGCUACGACCGAGUAGCAGCAGUGUUGCCAAAAGAGCGUUCCUAGAUGCUCUGCCACACCUCUGCCAGCAUGUCAACCUUGGAGGCGGAGACAGUGACUCUCUGGCCAUUCUGAGAGAUCUGAUUGGCCUAAUAGAAGACCCAGACCCGUCAGUCAGAACACUCUUCAGCCAAUCAGUUCGCUUCCUGCUGGCGGAGCCCACCUCCGAACCCGACAAGGAUCCAGUCAAGGAGCUGCUGGUGUCUCGUGUGAAGGAGGCGUUCAGUAAGGCUAAACUCAACAGAGACGACGAGCUACGCAGCACGCUCAUACUGACCACUGGAGAGAUUGGCAGGGCUGCUAAGGGUAGCUUGGUGUCGUUCUCUCUCCUGAGGUUACUGCACUGUCUCCUGUCCAAGUCCUCUCCUGUCUCUGUGUCAGCCUACACACAGAUCUCUGCCCUGGCCACAGCUAGAGGACUCAAACUACAGACACUGUUCAGUCAGUACAAGAACCCUGUCUGCCAGUUCCUGGUAGAAUCUCUCCACUCGCGUCACGUCGGCUCCCUGCGGAGCACGCCAGAGCAAGGUAGCCAGCUAGCCAAUCAGAGAGAAGUAGCUCUGGACAUCCUGUCUCAGGUCGCCCACGCCUUUGACUUCCCUGACCUGCAGCGCUUCCUCACGAGGACUCUCCAGGUGCUCCUCCCCUAUCUGGCCGCGAAGGCCAGUGCCACAGGCUCUGCCCUCAUCAGGACGCUGGCCAAUGAGAUGAAAGCAAACCGGCGCGAGAUCCUGAUCAACAACUUCAAGUACAUCUUCAGCCACCUGGUGUGUUCCUGCACUAAGGAGGAGCUGGAGAGAGCCUUCCACUACCUCCAGAGAGAGACGGAGAUAGAGCUGGGCUCUCUGCUGAGGCAGGACUUCCAGGGCCUGCACAACGAGCUGCUGCUACGCCUGGGAGAACACUACCAACAAGUGUUUAAUGGUCUGGCCAUCCUGGCCUCAUUUGCCUCCAAUGAUGACCCGUACCAGGGACCACGUGACAUCACCACCCCGGAACACAUGGCUGAUUACCUCCAGCCCAAGCUGCUGGGCAUCCUGGCCUUCUUCAACAUGCAGCUGCUGAGCUCCAGUGCUGGGGAGAAGGACGGUAAGAAGAUGGCCCUGACCAGCCUGAUGGCCCUGAUGAAGAUGAUGGGCUCCAAACACACCAGCUCAGUCCGAGUCAAGAUGAUGACCACACUACGGACCGGACUACGAUACAGACAAGACUUCCCUCUGCUCUGCUGCCAGACGUGGGAGUGUUUUGUGCGUACGGUAGAGCCCGCCCACCUGGGGCCGUUGCUCAGUCAUGUGAUCGUGGCGCUUCUUCCGCUGAUACCACUCCAGCCCAGAGAGACUGCUGCUAUAAUACACUACCUCAUACUGGACAACAGGGAAGAGGUGCAGGACUAUCUCCAUGAAAUCUACUUCCUGCCAGACCACCCUGAACUCAAAGACAUACACACUGUCCUGCAGGACUACAAGAAGUUGACGUCCAGGACCAGUGACCUGGCUGCAGGCCUGCAGCUCUCCAUGAGGGCUGUCCAACACGAGAACCUGGACGUCAGAGUUCACGCUCUGACCAGCCUCAAGGACAUGAUGCACAGCAACCAGGAGUGGUUGCUGCGACAGGUGUGUGCGUCGGAGGCGGUAGAGCCAGUCAUCUCCUCAUUAGUCUCAGUGUUACUGCGAGGUUGUCAGGACUCUUCCCCGACGGCCAGGCUGCUGUGUGGGGAGUGUCUGGGGGAACUGGGGGCCGUGGACCCUGGACGGCUGGACUUCUCGCGCACACACACACACGGCAGCAGCAACACCUUCGUGAGUGGGGUGGAGGAGAGUAACUUUGCCUAUGAACUACUGACGGAACUGACCAGGACUUUCUUGGCGUAUGCUGAUGAUGUCAGAGCACAGGACUCGGCAGCCUAUGCAAUGCAGGAGCUGCUGUCUAUAUUUGAGUGUCGUGAGGGCCGUAGUGACUCCCCUGGUCGACGGCUGUGGAGGAGAUUCCCUGAACAAGUCCAAGAGAUACUGGAGCCUCACCUCAACAGCAGGUAUAAGAGCAGUCAAAAGGUGGUGAACUGGUCCAAGGUGAAGAAGCCUGUCUACCUCAGCAGCCGAGGAACCAAGUUCUCUGAUUGGUCAGCUACCUGGGCCGGAUACCUCAUCAGCAAGGUGAGACAUGAGUUGGCCAGCAAGGUAUUCACCUGUUGCAGUUUCAUCAUCAAACACGACUACAAAGUUACCAUCUACCUGCUGCCCCAUAUACUGCUUUACAUGCUGAUGGGCUGCACUGCUGUUGAACAAGGAGAGGUAACAGAGGAAAUGCUGGCUGUGCUCACAGAGGGUGAUGGGCGUGGCGGGCGUGUCCAGGAGGCCUCAUCUAGCCUUUCACAGCUCCGUACUCAGAACCAGGAAGCAACGUCCAGCCUAUCACAGCUGAGCACCCAGACGGUGUUCAGUAUGCUGGCUCACCUCACCCAGUGGAGCCGACACACACUGUCGGCUAGAAUCAAACACAGCGAAAGUGGUGACUACCAGCGGGUGGUAGCGUUUCUAAAAGGCAUCCCUCAGGACGUGUUAGCCAAGGCCUCUCUACGGUCUAAAGCCUACACCAGAGCCCUGAUGCACUUCGAGGCUUACAUACUGGAGAACAAAGAGGACAUCCAAGAUCAUCUGAGCUUCCUACAGACGCUGUACGCGGCCAUGCACGAACCGGACGGUGUGAGGGGUGCGAACGCUCUCCGGCGGGAAGAGCCGUCCCUACGGGAACAGAUUCUAGAACACGAGAGCAUCGGGUUGCUAAGAGACGCUACGGCCUGCUACGACCGGGCCAUACAGCUGGAGUCCGACCAGAUAGGACACUACCAUGGGGUGAUGAGUUCUAUGCUGGGGCUGGGACAGCUCUCUACUGUCGUCACACAGGUCAAUGGAGUCCUGGCCAACAGGCCCCAGUGGAAGUCUGAUCUGAACACCUACAGGGUGGAAGCUGCCUGGAAGCUCAGCAAGUGGGACCUACUGGAGGACUACCUGGGCUCUGAUCGUAAGUCCAGCACGUGGGGUGUGAGGCUGGGUCAGAUGCUGCUAGCGGCUAAGCGGCGCGACACGGAGACGUUCUACGACAAACUGAAGCUGGUCAGGACAGAGCAGGUGGUGCCUCUAGCUGCUGCUAGCUAUGAGACUGGGACCUACCAGAGAGGAUACGAAUACAUUGUCAGGCUCCACAUGCUGAGUGAGUUGGAGCAUGCCUUCACUGACCUCCAGAGACAGAGAGAAGGCCAUGCCCCUAGCACAGCCACGCUGCCCUCCCAUUGGCCAGAUCGGCUGGAGAUGACCCAGAAUUCUUUCCGUGCCAAAGAGCCAAUCCUGGCCCUGCGGCGAGCCCUGCUGAGCAUCGGCUCAGGUGUGUGUGAGGGGCUGGUCGGAGAGUGCUGGUUGCAGAGUGCCCGGGUGGCCAGGAAGGCAGGACAUCACCAGACAGCCUUCAACGCUCUGCUGAACGGACAGAACACACACACUGCCGAACUACUGACAGAGAAGGCCAAGUGGCUAUGGUCCAAGGGAGAUGUCCACCAGGCGUUGAUAGUUCUCCAGAAGGGAGUGACUCAGUGUUUCCCAGUCGACCAGCCUCUCUCAGACAAGAGGAGUCUACAGACCAAAGGUAAAGCCAUGCUUCUGGUGGGACGCUUCAUGGAGGAGACAGCCAACUUUGAGUCCAACGCCAUCAUGAAGGCCUACAAGGAUGUGACCACCCUGCUACCAGAGUGGGAGGAUGGUAACUUCUACCUGGCUAAAUACUAUGACAAGUUGAUGCCCAUGGUGACAGACAACAAGCUGGAGAAACAGGGCAACCUCAUACGAUACAUCGUCACCUACUUUGGAAAAGCUCUGCAGUUUGGGAACCAGUACAUCUAUCAGGCCAUGCCUCGGAUGCUGUCUCUCUGGCUGGACUUCGGGGCCAAAGUCUACGAGUAUGAGAAUGAGAAAGCGGGUCGAGCGGAGCGGCAGAUACGCGUGGAGCUGGGGAAGAUCAACCAGGUGGUCAGCGACCACUGUACCAGGCUGGCUCCAUACCAGUUCCUCACUGCCUUCUCCCAGCUCAUCUCCAGGGUGUGUCACAGCAGUGAGGACGUCUUCAACGUCCUCAUGGACAUCGCUGCCAAGGUGCUGCUGGCCUACCCUCAGCAGGCCAUGUGGUUGAUGACCGCAGUGUCCAAGUCGUCCUACCCUACCCGUAUGAACCGCUGUAAGGAGGUCCUGCGGAAGGCUGUCAGUCUGAAGGAGAGUCUGGGGAAGUUCAUAGGAGAUGCCAACAGACUGACUGACAAACUACUGGAGCUCUGCAACAAGCCGGUGGAUGGUAACAGUAGUACUCUCAGUAUGGGGGUCCAUUUCAAGCAGUUGAAGCGCCUAGUGGAGGAGCCAUCGUUCAGCCAGAUCCUGAUCCCUCUGCAGUCUGUCCUCAUCCCCACACUGCCCUCUACUGGCCCUGCAAACACACUGCACCACGACGCAUUCCCCGGACACUGGGCCUACCUCGACGGCUUUGAAGAUACUGUGGAGAUCCUAGCCUCCCUCCAGAAGCCCAAGAAGAUCGGCCUGAAGGGAAGUGAUGGGAGGAGCUACACUGUGAUGUGUAAACCUAAAGAUGACCUCCGGAAAGACUGUCGUCUCAUGGAGUUCAACUGCCUCAUCAACAAGUGCCUGCGUAAGGAUGCAGAGUCCAGGAGGAGGGAGCUCCAUAUCCGUACAUAUGCUGUGAUCCCACUGAAUGAGGAGUGUGGCAUCAUCGAGUGGGUCAACAACACUGGAGGUCUCCGACACAUUCUGAACAAACUCUACAAGGAGAGAGGUAUCCUGAUGUCAGGUAAAGAGUUGAAGAAGUUUAUUCUUCCUAAGACUGCACCGUUUGAGGAGAAACUGAAAAUCCAUAAGGACAUCCUGUGUGCCAGACACCCCCCUGUCUUCUAUGAAUGGUUCCUCCGAACCUUCCCUGACCCCACCACAUGGUACAGCAGCAGGUCAGCCUACUGUCGCUCCACAGCGGUGAUGUCCGUGGUGGGCUACAUCCUGGGUCUUGGAGACCGCCAUGGAGAGAACAUCCUGUUUGACUCAUUCACCGGGGAGUGUGUUCACGUCGACUUCAACUGCCUCUUCAACAAGGGUGAGACGUUUGAUGUUCCGGAGGUGGUUCCGUUCAGACUGACCCAGAACAUGGUCCAUGCAAUGGGCCCCAUGGGGACAGAGGGGCUGUUCAGAACCGCCUGUGAAGUCACGCUACGUCUGAUGAGAGACCAGAGAGAACCACUUAUGAGUGUACUGAAGACGUUCCUCCAUGACCCUCUGGUAGAGUGGAGUAAACCUAAAGGACUGUCCAAGACACAGGCCAGUGAGACUGGCGAGAUAGUCAACGAGAAGGCCAAGACCCAUGUGUGUGAGAUUGAUCAGCGUUUGCAGGGUGUGAUAAAGAGUCGUAACAAGGUGUUGGGUCUGCCUCUGUCUAUAGAGGGACACGUCCACUACCUGAUACAGGAGGCUACCGACGACAAACUACUGUGUCAGAUGUACCUGGGCUGGGGACCUUACCUGUGAUGCACACGGCUUCUGUUGACAAAUUCAAUACUUUUCUUGUUCUGUUAUCCAUUAAGUGAUUUUCCUUUUUCAUGUUUUUGUAAGUCUGGAGUAAUUAUGUUUUUCAUGGGGAAGUUGCAUAUUUCCCAUAAUAAAUUUAAAAAAUAGUA